AUGUCUUGGAAAUUAACAUUACAAACUUCAGCAACAGUAAUAUCACUAAUAAUAAUAGUAAAUGAAUUACAUAAAGCUUACAAGCGACUAUAUGAUACCACUUCAUUAACUUCACUCCCACCAAAGUCAAGAGGUAUUGAAUCACGUAUUGGAAAUACUCCAAUUAUAGAAAUUAAAUCAUUAUCAGCUAAAACAGGAUGUAAAAUAUAUGCCAAACUAGAGUUAUGUAAUCCAGCAGGGAGUUCAAAAGAUAGAGUAGCUCUAGCGAUAAUAAGAGCAGCUGAAGAAUCAAAUCAAUUAAUACCUCAUCAAAAUAAUGUAAUAUUUGAAGGAACAUCAGGUUCAACUGGAAUAAGUUUUGCAGUAUUAGCUAAUGCUUUAGGUUAUAUUGCACAUAUAUGUUUACCUGAUGAUACAUCACCUGAGAAAUUACAACUUUUAACAGCAUUAGGAGCAGAAGUUGAAAAAGUUAAACCUGCAAGUAUUGUUGAUCCAAAUCAAUAUGUUAAUGCAGCAAGAAGAGGAGCAGAUGAAAUAAAUAAUGAUUCAACAACUACCCAAAAAGCCAUUUUCGCAAAUCAAUUUGAGAAUGAUUUUAAUUGGAGAAUUCAUUAUAAAACCACUGGACCAGAAAUUUAUAAACAAUUAAAUUCUAAAAUUGAUGUAUUUAUAAAUGGAUCAGGUACAGGUGGGACAAUAUCAGGAGUUGGGAAAUAUUUAAAAGAACGAAAUCCAAAAACAAAAGUAAUUCUAGCAGAUCCACAAGGAAGUGGACUUGCAAAUAGAAUCAAUUAUGGAGUAUUAUAUGAUACUGUAGAAAAAGAAGGUACAAGAAGAAGACAUCAAGUAGAUACUUUAGUAGAAGGAAUUGGAUUAAAUCGAUUAACUUGGAAUUUUAAACAAGGUGAAUCAUAUAUUGAUGAAGCUAUAAAAGUAAAUGAUGAACAAGCUUUAAAGAUGGCUAAAUAUUUAUGUAUUAAUGAUGGAUUAUUUUGGGGUUCUUCUGCUGCUAUUAAUUGUGUUGCUGCUGUAAAAAUUGCUUUGAAAUAUGGUUCAGGACAAAACAUUGUUGUUAUUGCUUGUGAUUCUGGUGAUCGUCAUUUAUCUAAAUUUUGGAAAGAAGCCAUGAAAUUACCUAAUGAUAUUAAAUUAGAAGAUAUAAUAUAA
Lodderomyces jiufengensis is the source of this 1167-nucleotide messenger RNA. Its product is annotated as putative cysteine synthase. Gene Ontology annotation, molecular function: cysteine synthase activity. The transcript has a single exon. Lineage: Eukaryota; Fungi; Ascomycota; Pichiomycetes; Serinales; Debaryomycetaceae. The record is from RefSeq and is a predicted model, not a curated record. Gene Ontology annotation, cellular component: cytoplasm. The coding region runs from base 1 to 1167 and encodes 388 amino acids.